AUGUCCUCGGAACAAUAUCCCGUGCAUCACCACGGCAUCUAUCAUAACCUGCCCACCUUCCCCCCAUCCACCAAGAACCUCACAGCAAUCAUAACCGGCGCAAAUGGGAUCUCCGGCUUCGCAACCCUACGAGCCCUUCUCGACCACCCAGACCGCUGGAGCAAGAUCUACACCAUCUCGCGCAGUCCUCCUCCGGCGGAGAUGCUCAACCUCCUUACACCCUCUCAACAGAGCCGUAUCCAACACGUCUCCGCCGACUUCCUACAAUCCCCGCAAACAAUCGCAGAGUCCUUAAAAGCGUCCGGCGUAACGGCAGACUAUAUCUUCUUCUACUCCUACCUGCAGCCGCGGCCACCCGCCGGAGCCGCGCCAUGGACAAACGCGCAGGAACUAGUCCGGGUGAACACCGCGCUUCUCACCAAUUUUCUGUCCGCACUCUCCCUCUGCAAGAUCAAACCACACCGCAUCGCCCUCCAAACCGGCGCAAAGAACUACGGCGUGCACCUAGGGCGCAUCCGCACUCCAGCCAUCGAAUCAGACCCCCGCGUCACCCUCGAGCCCAACUUUUAUUACCCCCAAGAAGACGCUCUGUGGGACUGGUGCGCGCACAAUAACGUAGAGUGGAACGUUAUCCGGCCGUCGUGGAUUAUCGGCGCUGUCAAGGCUGCUCAGAUGAAUGCACUGUAUCCAUUUGCUGUUUAUGCAGCUGUUGCGGCGCAUCGCGGGCAGCCGCUGGUUUUUCCGGCAGAUUGGUCUGCUUGGUUGAUGGAGUCGCAUCACGCUACGGCGAGACUGACGGGCUACCUGACUGAGUGGGCGGUGCUGGAGGAGAAGUGUAGGAAUGAGGCGUUUAAUGCGCAGGACACCAGUCCGUUAAGUUUUGAUCGGUUGUGGGAGGAGCUGAUAAGGUGGUUCGGGGUUGAGAAGGGUGGUGUUGGGCCAAAGGAGGAUGAGAGUGAAAUGAAUGCUGUUGUUGGAAAGGGCGGCAGUAAUAAUCCUGCUGGCGGCGGCCCUCCAGUUACACUCAAGUUCUCGUUUACUCUCCAACACUGGGCCAGCCAGCCCGAAAAUGCCGCAGCGUGGCGUGAGAUCAUGGCCGCGAACCCCAGCGUGACAGUAGAUCCCUUCCAGGACGUGGAAGGGUAUUUCACAUUUGGGGAUGCUGCUUUUGGGGGUAUUGGUCAGUUGUCCAUGAAUAAAGCACGACGACUGGGCUGGACCGGGUUCGUCGAUACGAGGGAGAGUAUCUUCGAGAUGUAUCACGAGAUGGAGGGCUUGGGUAUGUUGCCACGGACCAAGGUGGAUGUGGCGAGACCGUUGGUGUAA
Messenger RNA from Penicillium lagena, 1326 nucleotides. Its product is annotated as SDR family oxidoreductase. The transcript is spliced from 2 exons. Bases 1 to 1326 code for a protein of 441 amino acids. The record is from RefSeq and is a predicted model, not a curated record. Lineage: Eukaryota; Fungi; Ascomycota; Eurotiomycetes; Eurotiales; Aspergillaceae.